Messenger RNA from Zea mays, 1751 nucleotides. RefSeq lists its product as uncharacterized. The record is from RefSeq and is marked predicted. Bases 54 to 1601 code for a protein of 515 amino acids. The transcript has a single exon. Lineage: Eukaryota; Viridiplantae; Streptophyta; Magnoliopsida; Poales; Poaceae.
GGAAGGGCAAGCGCAGCGCCGCCGUGGCUUCCGUCGACGACGCUAACGAGGCCAUGGCUUCGGCGGAGGCGCUCUGUGUGGAGCAUCAGGACCCACCGCUGGCUUCAGCGGAGGGAACCGAUGAGGCCAAGGCGGCCAACGGGGAGGCGACGGCGGUGGUGGAGCCGGACGAGCCGAGGCGGGACUCGUCGCCGGAGCGGGGCGACGGGGAUGCCGCGCGGCUGAAGCUCCUCAACGGCAUUCUCAUCCGCACGGCCUCCGAGGAGCGGGAGCGGGUGGCGGCGCUUGAGGCGCGGCUCGCUGAACUCUCCGCCGACGCCGCCGUGCUCGCGGACGGGGAGAGCGCGGUACUGCUCGCGGCCUUCUCUGCCCAGCUCAGGGCCGUGGAGGAGGAGCAGGCUGCGCUGCUGGACCGCAUUGCGGUGGCGCAGGAGUCCCUUGAGCGCGCCCAGGCGGAGGCGGCCAGCGAGGCCAGGGCCAGCGCAGACGCCACGGCGCGGCUCCAGGAGGCGAUCGUGGAGAACGGCUCGCUCUCAGAGCAGCUCCGUGCGAAGGCGGAUGAGGCGGACGCGGCGGCCGAGCGGGUGGCCGGACUGGAGGCUGCGGUUGCGGGAUUGGAGUCCCAGAUCUCGGACCUGCGCGCGAAGAGGAGUGAAUUCGAGAGCCAGUUGGAGGCCAUGCGGGCGUCAGCUCGUGCUGUCCAGUCCGAGAAGGAUGUGUUGGAAUCAAGCUUCAACGAGCUCAAGAAGGAAAACGAGGCGUACAAACAGGAGAUGGAGGCUACGCUUCAGGAUCAAUUGAAGGAGUCGGAGGCUCUGCAAUCCAGGAAGGUGGAAUUAGAGGCGAAGGUGGGUUCUUUGGAGGCAGAGCUCUCAGAGGCCGUCGCUAGGAACCAUGGAUUGGAGUUGGAAGGGCACAAAUUGGAUGUAGAGAUGGCCGCUACCAAGGCGGAGGUGGAGAAGCUCCACGCCUUGCUUGCGGAGAUGGACCAGAAGCAGAUUGUUGUGGCUGCUGAAGUGGCUAGGCUCCAAAGUGAGCUUGACCAAGUGGCGAUGGCGAAUGAAGCUGCUGCUGGGGCACAUGAGGCUGAGAAGAAGAUGAUGGAGGGUGAAUUGGAGAUGCUGAAGGUGAACGUGGACAUGGUUCAGGCUGAGAAAGAUAGUGCCUUAGUCUUGGUAGAUGCUAAAAAUGCUGAGGUUGGAAAGUUGAGGGAUGAACUGAAGAAGCUCAACAGUUCCAUGGCUGCGCUCCGUGCUCUCUAUGAUGAUCUUGAUGGAAAGUCUUCUUUCCUCCACGAUGAGAAAGUUUCGGUUCUCAAAGAACUUGAGCAGGAGAAAGCUGAAGCAGAAAAGCUGAAGUCCAAAAUCCAGGAGCUUGAAUCCUGUAACAGAGACAAUGUUCAUGAGAUUGGGGUGCUGAAGGCAGAAGUUGGUGGCAGGGACAAACAAAUCAAUGACUUGAACAGUGAGCUUGAGCAGGUGCAGCUUGCAGUAGCCGAUGCAGAGCGCAGUGGGAAGAAUGUGGUCUGGACAUGGCUGUGCCCAGCUACCACAACCGUGUUAGCAGCUGCGUCCUUUGUCUACGCCGCACGUAGUCGGUGAACAGCUAGCUCUUUCACUCGCUUUUUCGAGUAUGUACUGCUCGAAAUAACCUGGUCUCUUACUCAUGAGUCGUGCAUCAUUAUACUUGGUAUAUGCCUAUAUGGUGAACUGCUUCUUAUACUAUGAAAUAAAGCUAUGGUCCAACAAUUU